Molecule: messenger RNA, 1380 nt
Organism: Alternaria arborescens
Lineage: Eukaryota; Fungi; Ascomycota; Dothideomycetes; Pleosporales; Pleosporaceae
Product: Homocysteine synthase
Exons: 6
Coding region: 1-1380 (459 amino acids)
Biological process (GO): transsulfuration
Molecular function (GO): transferase activity, transferring alkyl or aryl (other than methyl) groups; pyridoxal phosphate binding
Source: RefSeq, a predicted model, not a curated record
AUGUCCGAGAAAUUGUCCAAGAAUUUCGAGACGCUUCAAUUGCACGCUGGCCAUGAGCCAGACACAGCGACGAACUCUCGUGCUGUACCUAUUUACGCGACCACAUCAUACACCUUCAAUGAUAGUGCGCAUGCCGCGAGUCUCUUUGGCCUCAAGGAAUUUGGCAACAUAUACAGUCGUUUAGGGAACCCCACCGUCGGUGUACUCGAGGCGCGUAUCGCUGCGCUUGAGGGUGGUGUGGCAGCACUGGCAACAGCAUCCGGUCAAGCUGCUCAGUUCAUCGCCAUAGCCGCUCUGGCGCAUGCUGGAGACAACAUCAUAGCGACUUCGAACUUGUAUGGAGGCACGUACAACCAGCUCAAGGUCUUCUUCCCACGUUUGGGGGUGCAGACAAAGUUCAUCAAUGGUGACAAACCAGAUGACUUCAAGGCUGCUAUCGAUGAGAAGACGAAGGCGAUAUAUCUUGAAAGCAUUGGCAACCCAAGGUACAAUGUUCCCGAUUUUGAGAAGAUUGUAGCAAUCGCGCACGAGGCUGGUGUUCCUGUCAUUGUCGACAACACAUUUGGCGCCGGAGGAUACUUCUGCAGGCCUAUUGACCAUGGUGCUGACAUUGUUGUGCACUCUGCAACGAAAUGGAUUGGAGGUCACGGAACUACGAUUGGUGGUGUGAUAGUCGAUAGCGGGAAGUUCGACUGGGGUAAGCACGGCAAGCGCUUCCCGCAAAUGGUCGAGCCAUCAGACGGUUACCAUGGACUGAAGUUCUGGGAGACAUUUGGAGCCAUUACAUUCAUCAUCCGAGCACGUGUCGAAAUCCAGCGAGACCUGGGCGCAGCGCUCAAUCCAUUCGCCGCCCAACAGCUGCUCCUUGGUGUGGAGACGCUCUCCUUACGAGCAGAGAGACACGCAUACAAUGCACUGAAGUUGGCGAAGUGGCUUGAGAGCAACAAAAACGUAAGCUGGGUAUCUUAUCCUGGUCUCGAGAGUCAUCCGUCACACGAGCUAGCGAAAAAGUACUUACCGCGUGGUUUCGGAGGCGUACUAUCCUUUGGUGUUACAGGAGGCGGUGCAGCAGGUAGCCAGGUUGUAGACAACUUCAAGCUCAUCUCCAACGUAGCGAAUGUUGGCGAUUCAAAGACGCUGGCUAUCCAUCCCUGGACAACAACACACGAGCAACUGAGCGACGAAGAGAAGAUCAACUCUGGUGUAACCGAGGAUCUCAUCCGUAUUUCAGUCGGCACAGAACACAUCGACGACAUCAUCGCAGACUUUGAACAAUCGUUCUCGAAGUCGGCAACGAAGCCUCAGGAGAAGGGUCAGCCGGAGAAUGCGGAUAAAACUGGCAGUGCUGAGCCCUCUGCUUCAUUGUCUGGUUCCACCUAG